This is a messenger RNA of Vitis riparia (riverbank grape), 3215 nucleotides long. RefSeq lists its product as uncharacterized. Bases 351 to 2921 code for a protein of 856 amino acids. The transcript has 18 exons. The record is from RefSeq and is a predicted model, not a curated record. Gene Ontology annotation, molecular function: acyltransferase activity, transferring groups other than amino-acyl groups. NCBI's taxonomy places the organism in Eukaryota, Viridiplantae, Streptophyta, Magnoliopsida, Vitales, Vitaceae.
UCUCUCUUCUUUCUCUCUGUAUGCUUUUCUCUCUCUACACACAUCCCUCUCUCCGUCUCUCUCAUCGUCUGUUCGCCUUCUUGGAUAACAGCGUGGGCCUAUUGCCCUAUUUUGGUAACCUGUUUCUUCAAUCGCUUAUAUGACCAACCCUCUUUCAAACCCUAAUCUUCCUUUUUCAUUGGUUUUCUGGACGGGGCAUCCUUUGAGAUUUUGAUUCCAAAUCAUCCACAUAUGUUUGUUUGGAUUUCGUGGUGUUACUGUUCCGUUUCAAUUCCCAUUGAUUGAAGUUCUGGGGUUUGAACCGAUUCUGGGGCUUUCUGAUAGGUUUUUCUGGGUUUGAUUUGGGUGUCAUGGCGAAGGGUACUGAUUCAGAGGAGUUUGUGGUGUUGUCUCGGGUUCGGCCGGGCUGCAAACGGGAGUUUGCCUUUGCAGUGAAGGCUCAAUCAGCGAUCGCUGGAUCUUUGGGCCGGACUCGGACUCGGAACGAUAGGGGUGGGCUUUGGGGCAAUGGGGGCUCAGAGAUUUCGAAUAAUAAGAGGCAAAAGAGCUCGGUUUCCAACUCAGAGAAAAAUAAUGCGGAGGAAAGAUCUGCUGAAGAUGGAAUCAGGAGCAAUGAAGCAGAUUCGAUGGACAAUGAGGCGGUGAGAAGCAGGGACGCGGAGCAGGGGAACCAUCCGGCGGAUAAUCCGAUGCAUACUGCUGGUGUUGGUGAACUUAAGAGCUGUCCGGGGGGCGAAGAGGAGUCUAAGGAUGAUACGCCGGCUCCAAUGCAUAGAGAGGAUGCAGAGAUUAGUGAAACUCAAAAUGCCGAUGUAGUGGAGAAUGCAACUUCGGAUCAACGGCCGAGGAGAGUUUCUGAAACUGAUUUGAUGCCCAAUGCCGAUACUAUGGAGAUCUCUGCUGUCAACAAUGGUGAGGAGAAUACAGGGACGAAGAGGAGUAGUGGCUUGGUGCCUCGAGUUCCAAGGCGGUUCCCGGCAAAAUUAAAGGAGCUUCUUGACACUCGUAUCCUCGAGGACUUACCUGUGCAGUACAUUCGAGGCUCAAGAACGAGAGGAAGUGGAGAAUCAGGGCUUCGGGGUGUGAUAAAGGGCUCUGGGAUCCUCUGCUCUUGCAAUUCUUGCAAGGGAACAAAAGUUGUCACACCCAACCUAUUCGAGCUGCAUGCUGGUAGUUCAAAUAAACGUCCCCCUGAGUACAUUUACCUUGAGAACGGGACUUCCCUCCGCGGUGUAAUGAAUGCAUGGAAAAAUGCUGCAUUGGACUCUUUGGAUGAAGCCAUAAGAGUGGCCAUUGGUUGUUCAAUGAUAAAGAAAUCCACAUUCUGUCUGAACUGUAAAGGUCGUAUUUCUGAAGCUGGCAUUGGGAAUUCAAAGGUUUUAUGUUUAUCUUGUUUGCAAUUAAAGGAGUCUCAAGCCAGCCCUUCUCAAGUGACUGGUAGUAGUGAUAGUCAUCUCAGGUCACCAAAACCAAGUACAAUAUCAAGGUCAGCUGAGAGUGUGUCAAAGUGCAGCUCAUCAGGAAGUAAGAGUUAUGGGAGGGUAACUAAAAAAGAUCUGAGCUUGCAUAAAUUAGUUUUUGGAGAAAAUGGCCUGCCUGAAGGAACAGAAGUGGGUUAUUAUGUUCGUGGACAGCAAUUGCUGGUUGGCUACAAAAGGGGUUCUGGAAUCUUUUGUACUUGCUGUAACUCUGAGGUCAGUCCAUCACAAUUUGAGGCUCAUGCUGGUUGGGCAUCACGCCGCAAACCUUACCUGCAUAUUUACACAUCUAAUGGGGUGUCUCUCCACGAAUUCUCAAUCUCUCUAUCAAGAGGCAGAGAGAUUUCUGUCAGUGAUAAUGAUGAUCUCUGCAGCAUAUGCCUAGAUGGAGGAAACCUUUUGUGUUGUGAUGGAUGCCCAAGGGUCUUUCACAAAGAAUGUGUGUCACUGGCAAACAUCCCCAAGGGCAAGUGGUUCUGCAAAUUUUGCAAUAAUAUGUUGCAAAAAGAAAAAUUUGUAGAACAUAAUGCCAAUGCUGUGGCUGCAGGAAGGGUAGCAGGUGUGGACCCAAUCGAACAGAUUACAAAACGAUGCAUUCGCAUUGUAAACACUCAAGUUGAUGAAAUGGGAGGAUGUGCCUUGUGCAGAAGGCAUGAAUUCAGCAGAUCCGGGUUUGGUCCUCGCACUGUUAUGCUUUGUGAUCAGUGUGAGAAAGAAUUCCAUGUUGGGUGCUUAAGAGAGCAUGACAUGGAUGACCUAAAGGAAGUGCCUAAAGGCAAAUGGUUUUGUUGCCAUGACUGCAAGAGAAUUAAUUCUUCUUUGCAGAAGUUGGUUGUUCAUGGAGAAGAGGAGCUUCCAAAUAAUGUGUUGACGACUAUAAAGGAAAAAUAUGGAAGAAAUGGUUCUGCUUGCAGUAAGGAUCCUGAUAUAAAAUGGAGGCUCCUUUGUGGGAGAAGGACUUCUUCUAUUGAAGCGGGAUCAUUGCUUUCUCAGGCUCUAUCCAUAUUUCAUGAACAAUUUGAUCCAAUUGCUGAUGCUGCAGGCCGAGACCUUCUACCUGACAUGGUUCAUGGCAAAAGCACAAGGGAGUGGGAUUUUGGAGGCAUGUACUGUGCCAUAUUAACAAUUAGCUCCCAAGUUGUAUCAGCAGCUGCCUUCCGAAUAUUUGGAAAGGAAGUUGCAGAACUGCCUCUUGUGGCUACACGGAGUGAUUGCCAAGGCCAGGGUUACUUCCAGACCCUGUUCUCUUGCCUUGAGGGGCUGCUUGGUGUUCUCGAGGUGAGGAGUCUUGUGCUUCCUGCUGCUGAAGGAGCAGAGUCCAUAUGGACAAACAAGUUUGGUUUUAACAAGGUGACACAAGAGCAGCGGAACAAUUUCAGAAGAGAUUACCAGAUGAUGACUUUCCAAGGGACAUUGAUGCUGCAGAAGUUGGUUCCUAGGUGACGUAUUGUUGCAAAUUCGAAGAAAAGCUGAAGAUUGGUUCAUUUUGGAAUACCUGAAAAUGGAAUCACCCACAAAAUUUUGAUGUUUUUUUUUUUUGGUACAGAAAUCAAAUUAUCUUUUGUACAGAUAAGAAAGUAACAGAAUUUUGUAGCUUGUAGCCAACAAGAAGGUAGAGAUGUAAGACAGAGAAAGAGAAAGCAUACAAAACCCAAUGAAAGCGGAAGAUAGAAUUGCAUUUUGGCAAAACACUCUGAAUUACUAAAUUUGAUAAGAUUGUUUUUGUGUUUGCAUUUC